UUUUUUUUUUUGACUACUUUUACGAACUUUAAAUUGUAAGCUGAAGCUGUUUUGUGGGAUAUGAAAUGAAAACCAUGUUUUGAAUUCUGUUCUUUUGUUAGCUUUUGCUUUGACAACCCUAUUAAUAUUCCUCCAAGUUAAUAUCAAUGGCGACCUCUAAUUCCGGUGCUGUUAGCCUGAAACUCCUGAUUGAUAGAAAGAAUCAAAAGGUUCUCUUUGCUGAAGCCGGUAAGGAUUUUGUGGAUUUUCUUUUCACUCUUCUCUCUUUGCCUGUUGGUACUGUCAUUAGGCUUCUCUCCAAGGGUGAGAUGGUUGGUAGCUUUGGUAAACCGUAUGAGAGGGUUGAAAACCUUGAUGAUACAUAUAUGCAACCCGAACUAAACAAGGAUAUCGUGCUUCAACCCAGGGCACUAGUUACUGGACCUAAUAUCCUCAAGUUGGCCAACAACGUUGAAUCAAGUGCUCCAAAGGUGCUCUACUUGUGUCCUGCAUUUUAUGACGGAACCCAGGCCCACCCGUACGUAACUGAAAAUCCCAACGAGGAAUGUCCAUCGUGUACACGCACCAUGGACCUCCAAACUACUUAUGUCGGUCAGCCGACUACAACGGCAGGAACUUCUGGUGCCGUCGCUACUGGAUAUGUGAAAGGCGUUGUGACAUACAUGAUAAUGGAUGAUCUGGAGGUGAAGCCCAUGUCCACCAUUUCAAGCAUCACUAUGCUCAACAGGUUGAAUAUCAAGGAUGUUGAGGCUCUUGAAGAGAAGGUUGUUGAACUUGCCAUGGAUAAGGGUGUGGAGCUGUUGAAGGAGUCUUUGUUGUCCAAAUCGAUCCUCACAAAUGUCUUCCUUGGGAAGAAAACUGGGAUUGGCAUUGAUAUCUUGGAGCAACUACUACAUAAAGGAAAUACAACUUUCUCUUCUGGGAGCUGUGCACUCGGUUCUUCUACCCCCUCUUCUGAAGCCAACCCUAGCAGCUCCAGUAAUGCUACAAGUACUAUAUUCAGUAGCGGGUGGAAACCUGCUAUAUCUUCUAAAUUUGCUUCCACAUUAAACUCUACAUCUUUCUCACAUGCGUUUCAAUUCGAUACAUCCUCAGCCUCUGCUGCAACCAACACUACAUCUACUUCAUUUGGAGCAUCCUUGAUUUCUGCUACUACUUCUAACAGUGCAGCCACAAUAUUUGGAAUGCCCUCCGCUUCUGCUCCUACGUCCAACAGUUUGCCUACUUUGUUUGGAGCAUCCACAGUUUCUUCUCCAAGUACCAACAACGCAUCGGUGUUUGGAUUGUCCAAUGGUGCAUCAUCAACCGGCAUGUUCCCCUUUACAUCAUCUACAACUACUACUACCCCAUCACAGCCUGCAUUUGGUAACUCCAACUCUAUAUUUGGCUUCCCUACAGCUCCCUCGGGUAAUAAUGAUCAAAUGAAUAUGGAAGACAGCAUGGCUGCACCUCCGCCUACAGUUGCAGUCUUUGGUCAACAGCCUUCCUCAACCACGCAGUUUACACCAACAUUCCUAGUGUUUGGCCAGCAGCCUGUGUCAACCCCACAAGCCCCCUUUGUAUUUGGAGGUUCCUCCAAUGGCUUCCAGUUUCAGAGCCAACCAAACCAAUCCAACUCACAGAACCCUCCACCAUUUCAGGGUUCCAAUAGUUUAGCCAACUUGCAAAACCCUGCACCAUUUCAAUAUAGCCUAGGUUUGACCUCCAAUAGCUUCUCAUUGGGUGCCGCUGAUAAGUCUAAUAGAAGUAUUGUGAGGGUUAAUCACGGCAAGAAUAGGAAGAAGUAAUUGGAUCGGUUUACUAAUGAGGGCAUAACUGCCCUUGUCAGGUUACAGAUAUCAGAUACAUUUUUUUCCCUUUUUCUUUUCAUUAUCUUAGGUGAAAAUUUUCGUGGUUACCAUGAAGGCGUAAGUUCACAUUUUAUACAGGUUUGUAUAUGCUUUUUUUUUUUAGUAUAUGAUGUAUGUCACAUCCUUAUUGUGCUAUUCUCCACCAUUUGCUGUAUACUCUUGUUGUUUGUAACUUAAGUGGAACGGGUCAGAAUGUGUCACAGCUCCUCUACAGGCUGCUUCACUGCUUUUGCCAGUGAUUCUUCUGUUAAAAAAAAUGAUAAAGUAAUCUGGGGUUCACAUCUAAAACCAAUUGGCAAUGGAUGGAGUGGCCCAAACCCUUAUAAACCUAUAGGCAAAGUCCCAUUUUUCUCAUGUGGGAUCUGUAUAUUCUUAACACAUUCCCGCAAGUGUGGCGAAUUUUCAAGCCAUACACGUGGAAAACUUAUAUUGGGUGACAUGGAGUUCGUGUGGCCGCGAGGCAUGCACAGUGUGAUAAUCCGCUCUGAUACCAUGUUAAACAGCGACAAACGUAUCUUGUGGCCCACCAUUGUACCGAUAUUGUCCCAACUUAACUACCCGUUAAGUGUUUGCUUUUAAUCACAAAAGGUCUCGGUACAAUUGAGUGUGAUUCACCCACUUAUAAGUUAUAUUUUAUUUGUCACUUUCCUAAUGUGAGAUCUUUGCUCUUCAACAUAAUCAGUGUUUUCAUAAAAUUUGUGGAUUCAUUUUCUUUUGGUUUAUUGGUCUCGGACCAACAUCACAUAUGCUCUCAAGGUGCAUUAAGAUGUUUAAUUAUGUAUUUAGCUAAGACUCCCCCAGUGGCGGAAGCAAGUGGUAGGCUCUAUGGGCUGCAGCUUAAACAAUAUUUUUGGGCCAAAAACCCCUAAGUAUAUGUGUGUGUGUGUGUGUGUGUGUGUGUGUGUGUGUGUGUGUGUGUGUGUGUGUGUGUAUAUAUAUAUAUAUACCUUCAGCCCAUCUAGCCCAAAGAAAAAAAAUUAUCUGUAGGUCACAUACUCCCACAGCAGCUCACUACUCAGUAGGUAAGUGACUAGCACUGCUUGAUUAGUUGAAGUCCGAUUUAGGGAUCCCAACUUCACAGGUACAGAUACUCUUAUCUUUAUCUUUAAUUCUUGCCUAUUUGGGGAAAUCACAUGAAUGUACUCUAAAUUUUUAUUUGUGCGUUUCGAUGAAGGUUAGUGACUGACUUGCUGGUGGUUGCUGGCUUGCUGCUGCAUGGGAUAGUUUGAUUUGGAGAAUUGGAGUUGCUGCUGUGAUUCUGGGUAUUGAGUUUCUUGACUUUUUUUAUUCUUGCCGACUUGACUACUUAUGUUUUGAAUUCCUUCGUAUAUCUCUGUGGCUUUGUGCUCUUCUUAUUUGUUCUAUCAUUGUCUGUACAUUAAUCAAGCUAAGCCUUUGCCCUAGGUCCCAAAAUUAAAUUAUGAAACCCCUGUACUCUGGACCCUAGACAUGUAAUUUACAGAGAGCUGUGUAAAGCCAAGCUACCACCAGCUGUUCUUUUUCAAUUUUUAUAUGCCUUGCUGCUCAACCGACUUCACACUUCCUUUCUAAGCAAGAUGGGAGAAAAUAGCUCUUGUUGUGAAUGAUAAUGACUAUUCAUGCAAUAGGUAUUGCUUAAUGUAUGCGAUUGACAGACUCGUAAUA
Molecule: messenger RNA, 3494 nt
Organism: Rosa chinensis
Lineage: Eukaryota; Viridiplantae; Streptophyta; Magnoliopsida; Rosales; Rosaceae
Exons: 3
Coding region: 147-1787 (546 amino acids)
Source: RefSeq, a predicted model, not a curated record